UAAACAAACCCCAAUCUCUUCGUAGAGUUACAUUUUUUUUUCUUCUUUAUUUCUAAGAUGGGCAUAAGUACUGAGACUUUGAAUGGGGUUGAUGGGAAUGUUACGUGGUUAUGGGAAAAAAAUGAGAGUCAUUAAUGGAAAUACCCAGUUCAGAUUGGGGCUUUUAUGGGGUUUGGUCAUAUGGGUAUCCUUUUGAGGGUCCUUUAUACUUGGUUGUUCAUAAGCAUCUACGCAUUUCAGGGCCCUUUAGAAUUGGUUGUUCACAUGCGUAUAUGCUUUCCAGGAUCGUUGAGAAUUGGUUGUUGACACGCGUAUAUGCAUUUCAAGAUCAUUUAGAAUUGGUUGUUCACACGCAUCUACGUGUUUCAGAGUGAUACGGAAUUAGUUGUUGCUAUGCAGGGUGUUUUAGAACUGGGGGCAUGGGGAUUUGGUGAAACCACCAUACCUAAUGAUUGUUGGAUUUAUGGUGGAAGAUUUCGGUUAUAAUGGUUCUUUAGGUUAUGUGGAGCUAGUGGGUAUAUCCAAUUUCAAAACACACUGGAAAUUCAAGGGUUGUGGUGAGUAUUGAAGGGAACCCUAGAAAUGGGGAGACAACCAGAAUUUAUUGUUGAUUGAAUAAUUUGAUGGGAGAGUGAUUCCUCGGAUUAAUGGCUUUAGAUGGUUCUGUGGGUGAGGGGAAAAUAAUUUCCUAGUGGGGUGUAGUGUUUGUUUGUCUUUGUUAAUGAGGAAUGGUUUUUGGAGGGGCUUUCUAUGAUUAAGGAGUCAAUUUGAUUUCACGCAUUUUGGCAUUUUGGAUUUUGGAAGCAAAUUACCUUGUACACAAAUGGGGGCUUGGACUCUACAUGUCCGCUCAUUCUAAUUGUACUAGAGUUGGAUUUGGAUUCUUUUAUGAGGCUAAGUACAGAUACAAAAACCUGGGUUGAUGUGGUUGGAAUGAGCUCCAAUUCCCCAAUCUAGUUUGGGAAUACUGAACAUGCUUUAAAGGUUUUCUUUUCCCUUAUUAGAAUACAUUAUUCAAGUUUACCAUUUGAAACUGAGAGAUGCCAUUCUUAUUAAAAUAGAACUUAUGUAAAUCUAAUUGUAAGUUUGAUAUGAGAUCCUUGUUAUUUGACUGUUAGAGGGAUGUGAGGCAUAGUUGAAGCCAUAUCAGAGUGGAGAACUGGGCAGGAGUUAACUUCCUUUGAAAAUUUGAAUUUGUUAUUCAUGGGAAACACUCAAGCCAUUUGCAUUACUAAUUGGUUUCUGGGUUAGCCAUAUGAAUGGCACACCUGACAAUUAUGAGCCACUAGAUGUUAUUACCAUUGACAAAUUGGCCAAUUUGAUUUAGCAAACUCUAAAACUAAAUUGGCUUAUGUAAAGCUGGGGACUUAACAUAUUUAUUAAAUUUUCUUACUUAUGUUGUACAGGUCAGUCUAGAUAUGUUAUGGAAUACUCUAUUUUAAGAAUCUCUGGAUUGAAAACAUUAGUCAAGGAACCUGUUUUGCAAAUGUUCCUAAUAGCAAGACCUCACAAUCAAAUUAAAGUUCAGUAUGAUCUCUACUAAGGGCUCCUAUAACAAUAUAUACACUGUCAUGCCAUGGAAAUAACGCAAAAUAGAUAAUGCCUAUUUCCAAAUGCACGCUCUACUAUGUUUCUAACUCUAAAGAUGCUUGGGUGGCGGAGUUGUGGCAGCAUUCUAAUGUGGGGGGUGGCUGGAAUCCUAACUUCCCGAGGCCUCUAAAUGAUUGGGAGAUUGUUAUUGUGGAACGCUUUUUGGCAAGACUUCAAGAUAAAGCGGUAGAAGAGGGUAAAGAGGAUAAAGUGUGUUGGGUUGAAACGAAGAGUGAGACUUUCUCUGUUAAGUCACUUCAUGCUAGCUUAAAGACAGGAAGGGUAGUGCAAUUCCCUUCUGGUGUUGUGUGGAAUGUGUGGGUUCCUCCGAAGGUGAGCUUUUUUGCAUGGGAGGCGACUUGGGGAAAAGUUUUGACUCUUGACCAGUUUCAAAGAAGGGGGUGGUCUUUGGCCAACCAUUGUUUCCUAUGUUCUCAUGAGGAGUCAAUCGAUCACAUUCUUUUGCAUUGUGACAAGGUAAAGGUGUUGUGGGAGCUAUUAUUCUCUCUCUUCAGAGUUUAUUAGCUGAUGCAGUCUAUAGUUAGAGAGACCUUGUUAGGCUGACAUGGUUCCUUUGUUGGAGGAAAGCAGAAAAAAGUUUGGAGGGCGGCUCCUUUAUGUCUCUUUUGGACUAUUUGGAAAGAGAGAAAUGGAAGAUCUUUUGAGAAUGUGGAACUCUCAAUCCAAAGAUCCUAGUUCUUUAACUGAUGUGAAGUUACAAGCACAACGAAGAAAAAUAUGUAGAGUAUCUUAUGCACUACCAGAAACAGCCGCUUCUGUAGCAAUUGCUGCCACAGUCGUGGGUGCUGCAGCUACACUUCUUGUAAGAAGAAGUAGACCUUCUGAAGCAACUGAGAUUCCUUUAAAAAUUUGUGAAGAUUGUGGUGGUUCUGGCAUAUGUUCUGAAUGCAAUGGUGAAGGAUUUGUGCUUAAGAAACUGUCAGAGGCAAGUGCUGAGAAGGCAAGAUUGACUGCAAAGAAUAUGGCUACUCGAUACACUGCAGGGCUUCCGAAGAAAUGGAGUUACUGUACUAAGUGCUCUUCUGCCCGUUCCUGUAGCACUUGUGGUGGCAGUGGGAAGUUGAGUUCAUAGUUUUGUUGUUAUCAUGUCUUUCUUCUAAUUGAGAUUUUUGCUCCUGAUUUCAUCCCCACAUCAUUAUCAAAGAAUGUAACCAACUUGCAGUCGCAGAAGAUCAAAAGCGAGUUCAAGCUUCAUUUUAUGCUAUAUCUUGUAAUAUUGCUGCCUCAACUUUGCAAUAUCGCAAAAGUAAAAUGUUACCAAAAUCAUUUUAGCGUCCAACAUUUGGC
Messenger RNA from Vitis riparia (riverbank grape), 2898 nucleotides. RefSeq lists its product as uncharacterized. Lineage: Eukaryota; Viridiplantae; Streptophyta; Magnoliopsida; Vitales; Vitaceae. The transcript is spliced from 4 exons. The record is from RefSeq and is a predicted model, not a curated record. Bases 2156 to 2683 code for a protein of 175 amino acids.